Panicum hallii is the source of this 1929-nucleotide messenger RNA. RefSeq lists its product as uncharacterized. The coding region runs from base 720 to 1580 and encodes 286 amino acids. The record is from RefSeq and is a predicted model, not a curated record. NCBI's taxonomy places the organism in Eukaryota, Viridiplantae, Streptophyta, Magnoliopsida, Poales, Poaceae. The transcript has 2 exons.
CUUUGCUUCACAGUUCCCAAUACCGUUGUUUGAAUCUUUUGCAAGAGUUUGGUGAUUGGGUCAAAACCUUAUCCGUUGACACUCACGAAGCAGGACCAUCCAAUCUACUUGCAGCGGGCCCCUCUCCUUUCUGCGGACGGACCUGUUAUUUCGAUCUCUUUUCGGCCUUCCGAUUCAGAUUUUUUUUUGUGACGGAUUUCUAUUGGAAAAAUCUGUAGGUUUUUUUAACCGUUGGAUAUGGAUCUCCUCUUAACCCUACCUACCUAGCAGCGCGCUGAAACGGCUUCGUCAUUUCAAACGAAAGAAAGAAACGGCUUCGUCGGGCACUCGCGCUCCCCCGCCUCCUCCGCCAUCCCGCCCCGGCGGCGCCCGGCCGCCCCCGCCGCCAAGACGCCGCCCCGGCGACCGCUCCCAGUCCCAGCCUCCCAGGCCAUGUCCUCUCUAGCCGCAAGCCAUAAAACCUUCCAACCCCAAAGCAACCCUCUAACCAGAACCGGGUUCGUCGGAGUUGGCUCUCACCGGAGAAGAAGGGGAGCUCGCCGGAAACGAAGAAGGUUGAACGAAUCUGCAUUCGAUCCUAAGAUUAAGGAACGGCACCUCUAUCUUCUCUUCGACGACUGGCCGAGGGGUUACAGUAUCCGCAAGGUAAAUCUGUCGCCCGAUGACUUCGGCUCCGGCGAACCCCCAGGUUGGCAGAUGGCUGCCCGCGUCUCAGGCGGAUGGGAGAUGGUCUGCACCGGCGGCCAGCGCCUGCCGUCGGCCAUCUUCCGCUUCGAGAUACAUCGCGGGCUGCCCAUGUAUUUCGCCGCCGCUUGGCUGUGCAGCCCAUAGCCGCCGGGACGGCGCUUCCUUCUGUGCUCGAGCACCACGUCAACGUCUUCGACGUCCGCACGCGGAGCUGCCUCUUUGCCCCUCGGCCGGAGACGUCCGGGCCCGACCCCAUCUACAUCCCCGCCGGCGGCAGGCUCUUUGCUCUCGCUGACGGCACCUUCGAUUGGCUCGACCCGCUGCCGCCGCCGCCUGGCACGCCGGCCUACGGCGAGGAGGCCAGGGAGUGGUCGUGGUUUGAGAUCCCCGACCGCCGUUCGAGCGCAGGCAUGUCAGACGUCACCUCCUAUGCCAUGCACGCCGACGGGCAGACCAUCUUCGUCAGCAUCAAGAAGGGCGCCUCUGCCGCGACAUUCUCGUUCGAGACGGAGGAGCAUGGCGGCGUCUGGCACCGCCACGGCAAGUGGGCGCUGCCGUUCACCGGCUGCGCGCACUUUGACAGCGAGCUGGACGCCUGGGUUGGGCUUUCCGGGGAGCUGGACAGCAUCGGCCACCUCUGCUCCUGCGAUGUGGUGCCCGCCAACCUCGACGCCGACGGCAAGGAUAACCAAGCCCUUUGCAUGGGCUCGCCGUGCGUUUGUAUGGGGCAGUGCCCAGCCCGGAUGCUAAGCAAGGAGAAGCUGUUCAGCAAUGACCCCACCGAGAGGCACGUUGGUGCCACCCUCGUGUACAUGGGAGGCAGAAGCAAGUUUUGCCUCGUGCAGUGCGUCUCGAUCGACGGCGAUCCGCGAUCGUGCCGACGAGAGGUGUGACUGCAACCUGGAUGACGAAGACGACUCGCCGAUGAGAGGAAUGGCUGCCAUCUUGAGGAAUACUACUGCUACUGCGAUGAUGACCUACUGGAUGUCGGUGAUAUGGAGGAGGACGGCGGCUCUGCAUCUGACGAGGGGAAGGACUGCGACCUCAAGAAGCAAGAUGGCCCUGACCGCAAACAGGACGAGCAAGACGUGACCUCCCGGCACCGUCGCUACCUGGUUCGUUUGACUAGGGGGCUGUUUAGAUGACCUGUAAACGUAAAAAGGUGUAAACGCAAAAUAAGGGGUGUAAAAGUUUACAGAUUUUUACGUUUACAGCUCCCACCCCUUAAACGCAAAAAAACUA